AUGUCCAAUGAGACCCAGAAAGCCGACCAAAUAGCCUUUCAUGUCUAUACGAAACUAUCUCACGUUGUCAAUCACGCCCGUACCACUGUCGAGCCCAGGGUGCAGCCCAAAGUCGACAAAUGGUUCAAUCUAGAGACACCCGACUCUGAUUUGCUCUUCAAAGAGGCCAGGGAGCCUUAUCGCUCCUUGUCGUCUUACGUCCCGCCCGGCGCAGCCCCCCCUUUAGAGAUCCAGGUUCUACUAACAAUCCCAGAGCUCGCUUCAAAUCAAGUGCUCGUCCACUUGAGUAAUGAUAUACCCAGCAGGAUAGACCCAACACCGCGAUAUAUCCUAUUGGAGUCCCAUGUUCUCAACUUCGCGCAUCACGGCUCUACUGCUUCCUUUUCUAGCUCGUCGUCGAGCGCGUCGGACGUUGCGCCACCAACUAUAUACAAGCACGGUAUUCCCCUCUUUCGUAGCCUAUACACACUCCUUCGCGUGCUUCCUGCCUGGAAGCUGUACAAACGACUCAAACGCCGCGCAGGGCGAAACGGAAAUAUGACCAUAAUUGUACGGGUGAAGGAAGCUGAUGACGAUGUGCUGGAAUUCGGUACGUCUCCAGCAUUGUGGGUGCUCAACAAUUUCCCUCAGACCUUGAUAGGCAUGCCGAUCACCUCCCAGUCGCCUCUUUUACCAUCUCCCGUUCUGCCCACGCAAACGCACACAUUUGUACCAGUGCCGCACCCUCAUGGAACCAUCACGUUGACAAUAACAUAUCUUUCCAAUCCCAAUUUCCAAAUUGAGGACAAGGAAAGCUUGUUCUCCAAUCGAUUCCUUGCUGGAGACAAAGCCGGAUUGCUGGAACAGCCAGCUCCUCGACCGGAGGCUGAACCACCAGUUCGUGAUGUAGAGUUCUUGCCAACACUUGUCAAGAAUCAGCAACGGGAUUCCAUUGCGAGUUCCUCCGGAAUGGGAUACAGCUCCUCACCAGUCCAUGGUUGGGCGUCUCAGCUACCCAGGGAUCGCGAAGUCAACGCUCAGUCGAUAGCUGACAGGUUCAUCCUACCCCCGCAGCCAUCAGCAUCCGGAAGCCCAGGGAUGGGUCACAGCCGCACAGCGUCUACACCUGGGAGUGGAGUCAACAGAGCGGUUGCGUUACCCGGAUCGACAGGUUCCGGUUCGCCCGCUGCCCUAGGACUUUAUGGUGGGACGGGCUUCUCAGGGGGAUCACGUUCUCGUACAAGCAGCCCACGCACAAGCCCCCGCAAGGGUAACAUUGGCUUGCCCUCCGUGCCACUGGGCAUACCUACGAGUACCACAUCAAUCUAUGGCAAGACCGCCAACUCUGGCUCUUACACAUCCCCCCUUCAACCUCUUCGAGACUUCCCCAGAGUCCCCAGCACGUCAGGUUCUCCGUCUACGUCUGGCGUGCCAGCAGCAGCGGGGAUACCUAGACCACUCUCGCGAUUGCGGACGUCAAGUACUGUUUCCACCCCUGGAUCUCCCGCUGGACUUGGGAUUGGUCUAGGCCUAGGCCUUCCGGGUUCGCUACCGCAAACCUCACUAUUAUCGCAGCACCCAUUGUCUCCCAUUCAAGCUUCCGCGACAAUGCCACCGACACCUACACGCUCGGGAAGCAGUAUCAGUCCGAUUGCAGUCAAACCAUUCAAGGCAGGUUCCUUGGCUAGUGCUGGUGUUGUUGCGAGCUCGGGUUCUGGGAGUAGCACCGGAGUAAUGACUCGACCGUCACCACCAUCCGGACCGUUGUCAGCUGGCCCGGGCCCGUCGAAUUACGCGUUUCCUCCCUCGACAGGUAGUCCUGACGCUCCCCGCCCGUCUCCAGUCCCUGUGCCUGGCAGAAAGCGGUAUUCAAGUAGCUUCGGUCAUAGGUAUGCCUCGUCCCUUGGUGCAGGAGGGAGUGCCACCGGUAGUGGUGGUAGCGCGGGAGGAAGCGCUGCUGGAAGUGCGGGAGUUCCAAGCAACGUUGGGAGCGCCGGAUCAGGGAAUAGAGAGGAGUUAGAUCCGGUCAAAGCAAGACGAAGCAGUUCUUCCUUCCUCAACGCGGGGGGCACCGACGACGACGAUAUUUCUCACUUUGUACAAGAGAUCGACGCUCGAAAGCCUUUGAGAGGGCGCUUGAGGAUGGAGGAAAGUGGAACGGAUAGUCAAGGACCGUCUCGAGCCCAUAGCGUCGGUCCGAGUAAUGUUGACCAACUAUGGCUUAAGGACGCCUCGGAGCGUCAAAUGGCGGACAAGGGGAAGAAUCUAGAUAUGGGACCACCGUCUCUAGGUCCCCUGAGAGGAGAACCUCGCUCGCCACUGGGUCGACGUGCGAGCCUCAAUGCGCAGCAAACGCAAACAGGGCUUCUUCUCGCCACUGGAACCUCCCCUGUGCUCACUAGUGCAGAUGAGAUCGAUGAACGGUUGCGAAAGAUGAACGAAGCGUUCUUAGCAAGUUUGGAAGGACUAGGUGGGUCCACAUCGACGUCUGGGGCAGGGUCUGGGUCGAGUACUCGAAGAGAGCGUGAAUUUGGUACCUUAGGGCGAGGCAGAGACUGGAAUCAGUAUCAAGAGCGGAGUGAAGGUCCUUCUCUGGGCGCGUUAUUUAGUGGGGGAGAACGUUCGAGUUGGGAUGGAGACUCAGAGAGUCGCGGUCGUGGUGGAGGGGAGGUAGGGAUUCCUGGUCAGCAACGGCGUUCUUCGCCGUUCUUGGGGCGAUUUAGGGAUCAAUACGGCGGCGAUUCUGGGAGCUCUAGUGAAGUCGCUGGCCUCGGAGGCAGCUCGGGCAGCGGCGCUGGGAGAGGUGUUGGGAGCGGUCACUUAGGACAGAUGAGCCAUGGAAGCGAGGAGGUUAUUGGUCGAAUGGACAUGGAGGCCGAGUUGGACAGUCAAGUGUUCGGAAAGCGUUACAGAUGA
Pleurotus ostreatus (oyster mushroom) is the source of this 2895-nucleotide messenger RNA. RefSeq lists its product as uncharacterized. Gene Ontology annotation, biological process: autophagosome assembly; protein localization to phagophore assembly site; mitophagy. The transcript has 3 exons. Bases 1 to 2895 code for a protein of 964 amino acids. NCBI's taxonomy places the organism in Eukaryota, Fungi, Basidiomycota, Agaricomycetes, Agaricales, Pleurotaceae. Gene Ontology annotation, cellular component: Atg1/ULK1 kinase complex; extrinsic component of membrane; cytosol. The record is from RefSeq and is a predicted model, not a curated record.